This is a messenger RNA of Sycon ciliatum, 2367 nucleotides long. Its product is annotated as CDAN1-interacting nuclease 1-like. Bases 227 to 1105 code for a protein of 292 amino acids. The record is from RefSeq and is a predicted model, not a curated record. Lineage: Eukaryota; Metazoa; Porifera; Calcarea; Leucosolenida; Sycettidae. The transcript is spliced from 11 exons.
GCCUCUGGCCAAAAACUCCUUGCGUCGAGUUGUAUUGUAGUUCUGUAUCUACUAUCUAUUACGGUAUUAUUAUGAAACAAAACUGCGUGUGCACAGGCGGCUGUUGAAGAAUGAGAUGGCUUCAACUGCCCCUUAGAGAAUGUGACUUACCGGUACACGAUUAUAGAAUUGCUCGCAAUACGAUCUCCAUUGAAGUACGAAUAGCAGUGCAGUAUUCAAUUUUGUAAUGAAACGCCAGGUGUAUUUGGAAAUCGUGUCAGCGAUGCGCUUGACUGAAUCCAGAGACAGUAUAUUGCAAGAAAUCAUGUUGAACUAUCCGAGUGUAAGUCGUGAUACUCUUCUCAGCAUCUAUGCUCAUCUCUAUCAGAAGCAAACAGUCCAGACGCUACCAAGACACCGCCAGUCAAGUGCCAUGGAAACGUACUACCGAAGGUAUUUGCGUGAGAAAGAGGACAGUCCCGAAGGAUCUGUACUGACACAGAUGGCGAACGAGGUAUGCUUGGCGCCGACUCUUCUCGCGAGGAUCAUCCUGGAGCGAUACUGUUUGCAUGAGAUGAACAAUCCAUCCUCUCGGUCCCUGGUUUCCAAAUGGAUAGCUCAACCGCCGCUUAUCCCUGAUAAAAUACUUGCAGCGGAGGUUCAGCAGUGUGUUCUGCAGGAUCCCAAUUAUGGUCCUCUGGUGGACAAGAUCAAGCAUACGCAACUGGUCCAUGUCUUUUUCCUUGACGUAUGCACCUCAAGCUCCGUGGGGCUGGAAUGCGAGCUGAAACUCCAGGAGAAAUUGGCUGCUGUUGGUGCAGCAUUCUGUGAUGAAGAAGAGCUGCAAGCCAAACAAUACCCGUCUACGCCCGAUGUCAAGCUUGAAGUCCCAAUCGCUGUGAAUGGUUUUGUCAUCAACUGGAUUGAGAGCAAGGCAAUGUUUGGCGAUGAGCAGACAAUAUCUGGGCACCUGCAAGACCAGCUCUGGAACUACAGAAAUCUAUUCGGCCCUGGCUUGGUCAUCUAUUGGUUUGGGUUUGUCGAGGAGGCAAACCGUCAUCAGAAACAAGGAUUCCUGCUUGCGGACGAUUUCCCCGAGUCUAUCGUUCUGAUGGAUACAGCAUAGUGCGUCUUGUGACUUGCCGUGCCUGAGUUGUGUCUGCCAUGUAUUCUUGGCUUCAAUCAGCUGUGUGGUGUAGACCAGGCUAAAAUCAGUGAUGGUCAAUUCAGCAGCCUUGCGAGCUGUUGGCUGGUGUAAUCCUAGCACAAGUUGCUAUGUCUAACAUAGCAACAUAGCUUCAUCGACGGGCAUUUUGAAAUGGAAGUAUCCUUGGCUUGGUUUCCUGUAGUAGGUUUGCCGAGAUGCGAUAUAUGCACUCCUAACUGGGCUCCAUGAGCUCCAGUACAGUAUUACAUGCUGUGAUGUGUGCGCUCACUGCUAGCUGGUCUCUGUGAGCUACAGUACCGCACUACAUGCAUGGUAUGACUUGUGCACUCCUGACUGGCCACCAUUAGCUACAGUACCACGCUGUAUGAUAUAGUGUGUGUGUGCACUGCUGGCUGGUCACCAUCACUCAGCACCAGGACUGCACUGACAGGAGUCUGUAUGAUAUGAUGUGUGCACUCCUAGUUGGUCUCCAUGAGCUCCAGUACAGUACUACAUGUGUUGAUGAGUACCACACUACAUGGUAUGACAUGUACACUCCUGACUGGCCACCAUUAGCUCCAGUACUGCACUGUAUGAUAAUUAUAGUGUGUGCACUGCUAGUUGGUCUCCAUUAGCUCCAGUACCACACUCUAUGGUACGAUGCGUGCAAUGCUGGCUGGUCUCCACGAGCUGCAGUACGGUGCUACGUGAUUUGACGUGUGAACUGCUAGCUGGUCUCCGUGAGCUCUACAGCAUGUUUAUGCUGCACAAUAUACAUGUGCUGAUGUGUAUUCUCCAGCACAUGUACAAUGUUGUACUGUGACGAUUACCAUCCUGGGUGCGCUUCCUCCACAAAGCGCAUCUGCACCGUCUUUUCAUACAGUAACUUUCUAUUUUCUUCACCCAUUUGUCUGUGUCCUCUGGAGCAAAUGCACAGCUUUCUUACAAAACUGAUGACAGGUUGCCGUUUUUGUUUUUAUUUUGUUUUUACUUGACAAUAGACUGAACUACUUUGAGUCCCUAGCCCUGAACAUGGUUUUAUAAGCUUUUAUUAUUUAAAUAUUACUAUUAUUAUUUUAAUUUUUAGCUAUAGUCAAUAGACCGUUUCACUACGCUGAGGCUGUGUUUACAUGAGAGGUUUCAAUCUGCCGUGUACACUCGUUGACGUGAUGCAUUCAUUGUACUUGACCGAUAAUUGAAGUUCCCACCAGGGAGUCGUAUAAACAACUCCCUGGUUCCCA